Emericellopsis cladophorae is the source of this 3018-nucleotide messenger RNA. Its product is annotated as glycylpeptide N-tetradecanoyltransferase. Gene Ontology annotation, biological process: protein N-linked glycosylation. The record is from RefSeq and is a predicted model, not a curated record. The transcript is spliced from 8 exons. Gene Ontology annotation, molecular function: glutaminyl-peptide cyclotransferase activity; zinc ion binding. NCBI's taxonomy places the organism in Eukaryota, Fungi, Ascomycota, Sordariomycetes, Hypocreales, Bionectriaceae. Bases 1 to 3018 code for a protein of 1005 amino acids. Gene Ontology annotation, cellular component: membrane; oligosaccharyltransferase complex.
AUGCCCCGACCAUCCACCAUUGUCCUCAUCCUGACGACCUUGCUAUCCCUCGCUUCGGGCUCCUUCAGCACCCUGACGGACGACCACCUGCGUUCAAUACCGUCACCAAACGAUGACUUCAACAUCAAAGAGGGCAAGCUCCUCGCUCCCAUCUUGAUUCCUCGGGUGCCCGGCACGGAUGGCUCGUACAAGGUCCAGAAGCAUUUUGUCGACUUUUUCGAAAACGAAUUGCCUGAAUGGCGGCGCAUAUCGCAGAACUCGACCAGCAAGACACCCGUUACAGGCGACAGAGACGUACCCUUCACGAACUGGAUCUUUCAACGCGAUCCACCAUGGGCUCACGAAGGCGAUGUCGGCCGCCUCACGCUAGUCGCUCACUUUGACAGCCUGAUCAAGCCAGAGGGUUUUAUUGGAGCCAUUGACAGCGCGGCUCCCUGUGCCAUGCUUAUGCAUGUGGCGCGCAGCAUCGACACCGCUCUGGCCUCGAAAUGGAAAGACAUGGAAGACUCGGGAGACGCAGGGCUCGAGGAGGCAAAGGGCAUACAGAUCAUCUUCUUGGACGGCGAGGAGGCAUUCGACCACUGGUCGGACGAUGACUCCCUCUACGGCGCUAGGAGCCUGGCCGCCGAGUGGGAAAGGACACCACACGAGACCAUGUCCACCUACAAGACGCCCCUUGACAGCAUCAGCCUGUUCGUCUUAUUGGAUCUGCUAGGUGCGGAGAGCCCGACGGUCCCGAGCUACUUCCUGCCAACGCACUGGGCAUACCGAAACAUGGCCGAUCUCGAGAAACGCAUGCGCGACUUGAAGCUCCUGGAGAGCUCACCCAAACAUCCCUUUUUGCCAGAUGGAAACAAGGAAGCUACCACAUUUGGGAGGGGUUUCAUCGGGGACGACCAUGUGCCUUUUAUGCAGCGCGGGGUUGAGAUCCUACAUCUUAUUCCUAGCCCGUUCCCAAGAGAUCUGUGGCACAAGAUAGAGGACGACGGCGAGCAUCUUGACUUGGGGACUUUCCCUGCCAUCACGCACUUCAGAGCUGGUGGCGUUAAGCAGUGCGACUCCAAGCUGUCCUCAACAGCAACUCCGGUCCUCGAAGCUCCAUCACCACCUCACUUCAAGAUGCGCUUCCUACCUUCCUUCGCUCUUUUGGCGAGUGCCGCCAGCGCCGCCUCAACCUGGUCCUUUUCUGAUGGCGCAGUCGAGGUCGCCAGCAAAGGCUCGGUCUCCACCUCCUACAUCUUCGCCGACGUUCAAGAAACCGUGCAGCUCGGCCAAGCUGACAGACUAAAGGUCUCGCUCACGGCCAAGGAUGGCAGCAAGCCAAAGAGACCGCACCAGGCAUUCCUGAUGCUCAAGGAGAAGCACACCGGGCUCGAGGCGCCCUACGCACUGACACUGAAGGAGUCCGGCAAGGGCACUGUCGAGCUUACGCAAAAAGAUCUUCCCAUCCAGCUCCUUACCUCGACCGACCCGCUCGAAGCCUCGUUGGUAAUUGGCUCUUUUGGCUCGACAAAGGGUGCCGUGAGCCACGCCUUCAACGUUGCCAUUCUCGUCGAUCCCAAUGUCCCCCGACCGCAGUACGAGGCGCCAUUGCGAUAUGGCAAGAAGCCCGAGAUCCACCACAUCUUCCGCGAUGAUCCCAAAAGCCCUCCCAAGAUAAUCAGCCUCGUAUUCGCGCUGGCUGUCGUAGCCACGAUUCCUCUCGUCUUGCUCGGGUGGGCUGCCAUGGGCGCAAACCUGGACCACGCCGCGAAAGCCGUUUCGGGCUCAGCCUCGCACAUUCUGUUCUUCGGGUCCAUUGUCGCUAUGGAGGGGGUAUACUUCCUGUACUACAGUGGGUGGAAGCUGUUUACUGUGCUGCCCUUUAUGAGCAUAAUUGGGCUUGUGGCGUUUCUGAGCGGAAGCAAGGCACUCGGCGAGGUGCAAAAGAGUAGACUUGCUGUGACGCCGCAUCGCAUUCGACCCACCAUGGCAAAAAGACUACAUCCUAAAUUCCCCAUGAUUGAGGAGACAUUGAACCACCCCGCCUAUCCAUCAACAAUAUGGCUACUCGAGCCCCAUCGCCAAGGCACGUUGCCUGUGGCUAAAGAUCGAGGAGGGCCAGUCAACAUCGCGUGGGAGAUCCAUGGCUCAGGACCGACAAAGAUUUGUUUCAUCAUGGGUCUAGCUGGCGUGACGGCAUCGUGGCAGCGACAGACAAAGUACUUUGGUCAUGAACGCGGCGAUACAUACUCGGUCCUUAUCAUCGACAACCGCGGCAUGGGCGCAUCUGAUAAACCUGUCGCUCGCUAUUCCACCUCGGAGAUGGCACUUGACCUCAUUGAGGUCCUUGACCAUGUGGGCUGGACAUCAUCGCGGGAAGUGAACGUCGUCGGGAUCUCUUUGGGCGGUAUGAUCGCUCAAGAGGUCGCAUGCGCCAUUCCAGAAAGGCUCGCUUCGUUAAGCCUAGUAAGCACAAGUGCCGAGGUGCAGAAUACUCAAGGCUAUCUCGACUGGGCCAAGGAACGACUGGGGUUUGUGGUCCCGAAGAGUCAGGAACAGGCAAUCGUCGACACAGCGAGGAAGAUCUUUGUGGAUGAAUGGUUGGAGGCCCCUGACGCGGAGGAGCCACCAUCCCCCGAGUCGACUCCCCGAUGCAAAGCGCCGCCCGGUGGGAAGUACUUGUUGUUUGACAACAACUUUCAACGCUUCCAGGCACAAGAAAUAAACAAAAGGCGACACCCGCACUACUGGUCUACCCCGGGCUUUCUUUGCCAGCUCAUCGCCGCUGGAUGGCAUCGCAAGAGUGAUGCGCAGCUGAAGGAAAUGGCUGAUAAGGUUGGGCGAGAGAGAAUCAUGGUAAUGCACGGCAACACUGAUAAGAUGAUCAUUGUGUCCAACGGCCAAAGACUUAUCGACAUUAUUGAGCCUGACACGGGACUGAUUGUAGACGGCAUGGGUCACGCACCCGUGAUGGAACGACAGAAAUACUUUAAUGAGCUGCUAGAGGAGCGCUUGAAGCAUUGGGGACAAGUAUAG